ACUUCAUUGGUAAUGUCGAUAACACGAUGAUGUAGCGCUGCUAUCUCUCAUGUCUGUUUUAUUUGUUUGUUUAUCAACAGUCACACGAAUCACACGAUGUAUUACGCGCUGCUGCGCUUUUAAAAUCAGCCGAACGCACAACACUACACAGUACGGUACCACUGCAGGGUGUACUAGUUAUAAUCCACAAUGAUAAAAAAUCUUGUAGGUCUCGUGACAGGUGGUGCAUCUGGGCUGGGAAAAGCAACAGCAGCCCGCCUCGUGCAGCAAGGUGCCCGUGUUAUUAUUUGUGAUCUGCCAACAUCACAGGGUGCAGCAGUUGCAAAAGAAUUUGGUGAAAAUGCCAUAUUUGCGCCUGUAGACGUCACAUCUGAAAACGAUGUUCAAAAUGCUCUCAAUGUUGUGAAGGAUAAGUUUGGGCGUCUGGAUGUUUUGGUCAACUGUGCCGGCAUUCUCGUCGCUGUUAGGACGUAUAAUUUCAAUAAAAAACUGGCACAUAAGCUGGAAGACUUUACAAAAGUAGUAGCAGUAAAUACUAUUGGAACAUUCAAUGUAAUUCGUUUGGCGGUAGGUUUGAUAGGAGAAAACCAACCUAAUGAAGAUGGCCAGAGAGGAGUUGUUAUAAAUACGGCCACUGUUUCCGCCUAUGAUGGCCAAAUAGGUCAAGCAGCUUAUUCUGCAAGCAAGGGAGCUGUUGUCGGAAUGACUCUACCAAUAGCAAGAGAUCUAGCGAUACAGGGCAUUCGUGUUUGUACAAUUGCCCCAGGUCUUUUUGAUACUCCACUGAUGUCAGCACUGCCUGAAAAGGUUAGAGCUAAUUUAAUAAAGAUGGUACCAUUUCCGAAAAGACUGGGUAAGCCAGAAGAAUUUGCAAUGAUGGUGCAGUCUAUAAUAGAAAAUCCGAUGUUGAAUGGAGUGGUGAUCCGUCUUGAUGGUGCCAUUCGAAUGCAGCCCUAAGAUGACACACUGGUAUAUGACAAACAACAUGUAGCAGACUGGGAAUAUGUUGUGUGUGAUUUAUCUUUUAUAAAUAUACUGAUUAUUUUUACAUGUUAAAAUGCAAAAAUAAAG
Molecule: messenger RNA, 1071 nt
Organism: Schistocerca americana (American grasshopper)
Lineage: Eukaryota; Metazoa; Arthropoda; Insecta; Orthoptera; Acrididae
Product: 3-hydroxyacyl-CoA dehydrogenase type-2-like
Exons: 1
Coding region: 190-957 (255 amino acids)
Biological process (GO): estrogen metabolic process; androgen metabolic process; fatty acid metabolic process
Cellular component (GO): mitochondrion
Molecular function (GO): estradiol 17-beta-dehydrogenase [NAD(P)+] activity
Source: RefSeq, a predicted model, not a curated record